CGCAGUACGCAUUCCGCCGUUGUCGUGUGUGUAUCGUGGUGUUUUAUUUUCCAACCGUACGAGUUUUAUAUAUCAACUAAAAAAGCGACAUGGCAGUCUCGCUCUCCACUGAAGACAAAUUGGAGUACAAUUUCUAUCCCGUGACGGCGGGGCAAAUUCAGUUCCGAGUAAAAGCGCCCAAUGAUGCUCACAUCGCUCUUACCACGGGUCCGCAGGAGGGAGAUCCGAUGUACGAAGUUUUUAUCGGAGGAUGGAGUAAUAGUAAGUCUGUCAUACGCAAGAAUAGAACCAAGCCGGAGGUGGCGGAGGUAGAAACACCUGGCAUUCUGAACAUAGAUGACUAUCGCGGUUUUUGGAUCAGGUGGGAUAAUGGUGUUCUCACAGUAGGCAAGGAAGGUGAUUCAGCUCCGUUCCUGACUUUCGCUGAUCCAGAACCAUUUGGAAUUGGUUAUUUCGGCGUUUGCACCGGCUGGGGUGCCACUGGCGAUUGGCUCAUCGAAGGUCGCAAACCCUUGAACACGCUUAAUAAGCUCGAGUACAAAUUCCACGCCGUACGAAGCGGCUCGGUGCUGAUCGAUGUGAAAGCUAAGAGCAAUGGGCACAUUGCGUUGACCGACCGGAAGGGCGAAUCGAGUCCCAUGUACGAGAUCAUGUUCGGCGGAUGGGAAAACCAGGCGUCAGUUAUUAGAUAUGAUCGCAAACAGCCUGACAAGGUACGCGUGGAAACCCCGCAUCUACUACGCGAACACGAGUACAAGAGAUUCUCAAUCACGUGGCUCGAAGGCUUGAUCACGGUCAGAUCAGGUGGCCAGAACGGCGCCGUGCUCAUGGAAUGGCGUGAUCCGAAUCCUAUUGGCGUGAGCUACGUAGGGGUGCGCACUGGUUGGGGCGCGACCGGAAACUGGAAACUUCGUUUCGAACAUUAUCCCGCAGUCACUACCGGUCAAAAGAAACAUCCCGGCACGGCACCAUCCGCACCGUUGGAUACUGCUAGAUUAGAUGCAGGAAGCGCAUACUGGUGCGACGCAUCCAGUGGAAUGGUACCGCCCGGUGCUGUUGAGGGUGGAAAUGACGGCGAGCCUUUAUUCGUCGGUCGAGCUCGACAUGAAGGUGCUCUUAUUCCUGGAAAGGUGAAACCUGGCCAUUCGGUUUGUUACAUUGCCUGGGGUGGUGAAGAACAUGGAAAGACUGAUUAUCAAGUCCUUUGCGAUUGCAAUCCCACAUGGGUGGCAACAAGCGGUGAUACUAUCCCAUCAAACGCGAUUCCAGGAGGUGAGACUGAAGACGGCGAACCACUGUUUGUCGGUCGCGUGCAUCAUGAAGGCACGGUGACUAUUGGCAAGGUGCAGGCCUCUCAUAGCGUGUGUUACAUACCUUUCGGUGGUGUUGAGGUUGCUUUUCCCGAAUAUGAGAUCCUAGUUGGGCAGUAGAUGCCAAGAGAUCAUCCGGUUACAAAUAAAAACUCAAUGGAAAUCUCCGGUUUAUCGGUAGUUGUGCGGAGAAAAGAGCAAGAGUUUUAGAUUUCAAAUCUCAAUUAUGUAUAAAUUUUAUAUACAUAUAAAAUUUCUAUACAAACAAGAAAUUGAACAAAAUCUUUAAUAGCUCUUUAACAUUUGUGUUGACUCUUUAAUAGACGAUUUGAUAAUUCUAAACUAAAAGUAAUUAAGGCUCUAAAUGCCAAUUUUUUAAAAAUCGCGAUUAGAAUACAAAACUGCUCUAUGUGCCAUUGCUAACAACGUGUAUAAAGCGCCAAGUGCCAUUCGUAUAAUAAGUGACUUACAAUAAAUAAUUUAUUAUAAGUUAAUAAUUUAUUAAGGCUCCAAGUGCUAAUCAGUUAAUGCAAAUGUUUGCAAGUAAAUUUUUCUUUUCUAAUAUGAAUUUCUUUUGUAACAGUUAUUUUUUUAAUCUUUUGUUCUUUGUUUUGUUAAAUAAAAAAAAAUUAAAUAAAAAAAUUACUCGCAUCCUUCUUGGCACUUAGAGCGUUUCAUAAAUUUUGAACACAUUUUGUAAUUGCAUUUUUUACUAUUGUUUUA
Messenger RNA from Linepithema humile (Argentine ant), 2033 nucleotides. Its product is annotated as C3 and PZP-like alpha-2-macroglobulin domain-containing protein 8. The record is from RefSeq and is a predicted model, not a curated record. Lineage: Eukaryota; Metazoa; Arthropoda; Insecta; Hymenoptera; Formicidae.